Messenger RNA from Esox lucius (northern pike), 804 nucleotides. Its product is annotated as trace amine-associated receptor 5-like. Gene Ontology annotation, molecular function: trace-amine receptor activity. The transcript is spliced from 2 exons. NCBI's taxonomy places the organism in Eukaryota, Metazoa, Chordata, Actinopteri, Esociformes, Esocidae. The coding region runs from base 1 to 804 and encodes 267 amino acids. Gene Ontology annotation, cellular component: membrane. The record is from RefSeq and is a predicted model, not a curated record. Gene Ontology annotation, biological process: G protein-coupled receptor signaling pathway.
AUGGAGGAACUACAAGAAGCUCAAUACUGUUUUCAAGAGGGAAACUCUUCUUGCAGAAAGGAUUCACUACCAACAUCUAUUUAUAUAUCACUGUACAUCUUUUUCUCAUUGAUUUCAGCAAUUACAGUAUUUUUGAAUCUACUAGUGAUCAUCUGCAUCUCUUAUUUCAAGCAGCUCCACACUCCAACCAACCUGCUCAUCCUCUCUCUGGCUGUGUCAGAUCUCCUGGUGGGACUCAUUGUGAUACCAUCAAUGACUGUAGCAAUACUGGAGUCAUGCUGGGUUCUUGGGGAUUAUUUCUGUGCGUUGCUCCUCUACAUAAGCUUUUUAUGUUCUUCUUCAUCUGUUGGCAAUUUGAUCUUGAUAUCUAUUGACCGUUAUGUUGCUGUGUGUGAUCCUUUAAUGUACCGCUUAAAAAUAACAACAAGAAAAAUUCAGUGGUUUAUAUCCAUUAGCUGGUGUUGUUGUAUCAUAUAUGAUGCUGUUUUUAUAAAAAUAUAUGUAAAUGUACAGGUACCCAGUAGGUGUUUCGAAGAAUGUUUUACAAUUGAAGGAGAUUUCUGGGUUGGAAUCAGUGACUUUGUAAUUUCAAUGAUUGUUCCAUGUUCUAUUAUUAUAACACUUUAUUUGAAAAUAUUUGUAGUGGCCAGAUCACAGGCCAGAAAGAAUUUUUUAAACGGGUCUGUCCCUGUGUCUGGGAUUAAUACAGCACAGGCAAAUAAGUCUGAGAGAAAAGCAGCAAAAACUCUAGGUAUAGUUAUUUUUAUCUAUCUGCUUUGUUGGAAUCCAUUUAUUGUCAAGUGA